AGUUUCAAAGGUUUAGAGUUCAUCAGAUAAGCUUUACAUGUAUGUAAAGACUUCCCCUGUACUAUACUGUAAAGUCUACUUCCCACUAGCACUAGCACUGUACUGUAUACUGCACAACUUCCAUAGUUUACAUAGGCGUCAUGUCAAACGAAAGUAAGGCUGUGCAAGCGAAGAUGAGUCAACCAGUGACAGCAGUAACUCCUGUGAAUGAUCCGUCUGAGGACUUCCAAACUCUCCUCAAGGACAUGGCUAAUCUUAAGGAAGAGUCGAGACUGGAGAAAAGCAAGAAUACUGAUGUAGAUUUAAGCUCCAUGGGUCAGAAUGAGGCGGAGGUGUCUCUGAUAUCUCCCGUCAUGAAUAUGAAGUGUCGCAAGGUCAUGAAAGGUCACCGAGGAAGAAUACUCCAUUUCGAUUGGUCACCAGAUCUGAGAAAAGUUGUCACAGCUGGUCAGGAUGGUAAUGCUGUGAUCUGGGAUGGCUUGAGUGGUCAGAAGGAGAUCAUCAUACAGACUCAGGCGUCAUGGGUACUAUCUUGCUGUUAUUCCCCCUCCACCACUCUCGUGGCCUGUGGUGGGCUGGACAACCGAUGUUCUGUGUACAAGGUGGACGAGCGAUUCAGUGGUGAAGGACAAGUGGCACGUAUUACCAUGCCUCGUAUGAGUCUACAAGAGCACUCCAAGUACGUCACACAAGUGGCCUUCUUUGGAUCCGACCAGCAACUGCUGACGUCCAGUGCUGACACCACAUGUGCUCUGUGGGAUAUGGAACAGAAGGAGCCAGUGAGGUCAUUUCAAGGACACAAACUGGAGGUGCUGGGGUUGGCUUUAAACCCAAGAGAUCCGUAUACAGUGUUUGCCUCUGGGAGUUGUGAUCGUACUGCUCGAGUGUGGGAUGCUCGCAGUGGUGUGUGUGUGAUGAGGUUCGAGGGCCAUGAAGGAGACAUCAAUGCAGUCAGGUUCUUCCCCAGUGGAGAUGCUCUCGGCACUGCCUGCAACGACGGAACUAUUCAUCUGUUUGACUUGAGAGCUGACCAGCAAAUCAAGAUGUUCACCAAGCCGAGUAUUCUGUUUGGAUCUUCAGCACUCGAUUUCUCCAAGAGUGGUCGCAUUCUCUUUGCUGGCUAUGAUGAUUACACAGUUCGGGCAUGGGACGUUCUCAAGGGUGAUCACCUGACCUUGUGGCACCAUCAUCAAGACAGAGUGAGCCACAUUUCCGUCUCUCCUGAUGGAACAGCACUCGGUUCAGCUAGUUGGGAUGGAACAUUUAGGAUUUCGGCUUAGACUGCAAAUAAAACAUUUGAAUCAUGUGUGUUAUUGUGUGUGCUUAUUAUUAUUAUUUUCAAUUGCUUGUGUGUGCUUUCAUGAAUCAAUCACUUUUGAUUAAAUCAAGA
This is a messenger RNA of Halichondria panicea, 1390 nucleotides long. Its product is annotated as guanine nucleotide-binding protein subunit beta-5-like. The record is from RefSeq and is a predicted model, not a curated record. Gene Ontology annotation, cellular component: heterotrimeric G-protein complex; cytoplasm. The transcript is spliced from 9 exons. NCBI's taxonomy places the organism in Eukaryota, Metazoa, Porifera, Demospongiae, Suberitida, Halichondriidae. The coding region runs from base 141 to 1280 and encodes 379 amino acids. Gene Ontology annotation, biological process: G protein-coupled dopamine receptor signaling pathway; G protein-coupled receptor signaling pathway. Gene Ontology annotation, molecular function: protein binding; signaling receptor complex adaptor activity.